GCUGGAGGACUACUUUGUGUGAACAUUGUGGCUUUGGUGUCAGUCGGCAUUGGUGGAGGUGGUAUGGAUGUCAUCGCAGCCUACGCCAAUGUAGUCAUGAUGCCCAUCGCCCUGGUGUGCAUGAUCAUUUCUUUGAUUUUGGCUUCGAGUGCCGGACUGAACCCGCCGGAGCACGAGAUGAUCAGCGUGGGUGCUAUUUGUGCGAUUCUGGCGGUUCUGCUGGUGUCCUUUGCCCUGGUGGUGGCAUGUAUGGGCCUUUUCUCCCACUUUGCCAUCACGCAAUUACUCUCCAAGGCUGAGGCAGCCGCCCGUGUGGCUGCCGAGCAUGCGCAGGCCAGUCUAGAGGCCACUGAGGAGUGGCGCCUGCAGCAGGAUGCUGAGAAUGCCAAGAAGAAGCCAACACCCUUGGGUUGGCGUUCCAAGAAGGUGCACCCAGAGACCGGCCCAAGCGGCUUAGAGGAUGCCAAGCCCAGCAAGUCGGAGACGGCGAACGACUCCGGUGAGCUGCCUGAGACCCCGCGACAACGCGAGUCUUUGAAGAUGACGGUCCUGAUGGCGCUGGCUGAUGUACCAGCACAGCCUCAGGCGAACCGCGAGGUGAACGUGAGUGGAAGCCGUCCUCACGUCUCAGUCGCCGUGCGAAGCACUCAAGAGGCAGCUCCCUCGCCGGCCACCGAGCAAGCCAUGCGAAGCUUUGUCACCAGCCCUGAGGGCGCUGUAUACGCUCAACGCUUGGGACACUCCUCAGCUUCUGCUCCGCCCAGCGGCUACCGCGAGGGCGAUGAAUGGGUACCGAAGAUGUCUCGCAGCAAUGGGAUGACCUACUACGUGAAUGCGGAGACGGGUGAGACUCGCUGGACGCCGCCUCCACAAGAAGCCUGGUCGGGUCAGGAGACUCCAGCACAGGCACCCGAAUGGAAGAAGAAGCGCUUGAAGAACGGGACAGUGAUCUCCGUGCGGGCGUGAGCGGUGUUUAGGCCACAGCCUGGACUAGCAUGGACUAACA
Molecule: messenger RNA, 1006 nt
Organism: Durusdinium trenchii
Lineage: Eukaryota; Dinophyceae; Suessiales; Symbiodiniaceae
Source: the annotation of a GenBank genome assembly